Molecule: messenger RNA, 524 nt
Organism: Olea europaea var. sylvestris
Lineage: Eukaryota; Viridiplantae; Streptophyta; Magnoliopsida; Lamiales; Oleaceae
Product: alpha-crystallin domain-containing protein 22.3-like
Exons: 2
Coding region: 42-509 (155 amino acids)
Cellular component (GO): nucleus
Source: RefSeq, a predicted model, not a curated record
GUUCUUCUAGAGAUUGUUUCACUUACUUGUGAAACAUCAAAAUGUCUUGGAAUAAAUACUUCAUCUCAUUUAGCUUACCAGAAGCCGUCAAUAGAGCUCCUAACUCAUCUUGGACGCAAAACAGUGCAAAUAAUGGCACGAGGCCAUUACGCCCUCAGUUUCAUGUACUUGAUGUGCCUCCUCUUAAUUGUGUUCCAUAUUCUGGUCCACCUCCUGGCACUGCUUCAACACCAAUAGACAUAGAUAGCAUUCCAUCACCACAAGUUAAUUCCAAGCCUCCCAUUGGUAACCACCCUGCUAUGGUAUUUAUGCCUUCUUGUACAACUAAUGAAGAGUGGAACAACAUUUUAGCUGCUACCAGAAGUGGAAUUGUACUCUCUGGAAGUGCUGCAUCGGGAAAGAUGGGACCACCUAUAGGAGCUGUAGAUGUUGGUGAAUCUGAGGAUAAAUAUGUAUUUCGUGUAGCGCUACCGGGCGUCUCUAGUGUUCAAAGUAAGUAUCAUGUUUGACUAGCAUCUAUCCAA